UCAAGGCUCAUUCCGUCCCCGUGUUCAGUAUCUCAGUAGCCAUGGUUUUGUUGCUUCCCCUGCUACAUCUUCUUCCGGUUUUUCUAGGAUCUGCCGAAGCCGGCGCAUUAAGAUACGACCAGACCCAGACUGGAGACACCAACAUCCAUCUUCAGAUAAAGAACGUCGAGGUUCUUGCGCUCCUAGACGACGUUGCACCUGGCGAGUUUCAGUACGACUACGACUACAACGACUUCACAGAGAAGCCUCAUAAGCCCCACAAUGUCAGUGGUAGUUCCCUUGCGCCCCCCGAGCCCCCGGUACAAGCCAGUAACAUGACCAGUGACACCGCCUUCCCCACCAACUCUACCGUCCCCGACACUGCACCGCCCCCAGCACCCUCCGAGGAGCCCCUGCUGGGCCCCACCGCCACCCCCGAGGCUCCUCAGACGUCGCCCAAGAAAUCGCGACGUUGUGGCGCUGGCUUCUACCGCGACACGCUGGGCCGCUGUAGACGUAUAAGGAGGCCUCAUCUCCAGUAAGUCAGAAUGCUUGUGAAUCUGGGUCGGAAAAAGCCGAUAGAGACAUCUACAGAAUCCUGAACAUCGGAAUCGGUUACUUCACUGAGGCAGGUCCUUCAAUUGACGCCAUUGUUUAAGUAUAGAUCUUACAUAUUAGUAAGAUAAUAUGGUGCUAAAGUGUUAAUUGUAAGUAAAUAAACAUAUGACUGUUAAAUUAAAGUAAAUAAACAUGUGACUGUUACUUGUAUCCACGACAUUGCGCUGUGGAUCAACUAGCACCGUGUUUGCCCAAUAUUUGCUCAAUAGUUAUAUCAUUUUUAUAUGAAUAUGUUAUUAUUUAGUUGUUAUUUUCACAAAUUGUUUAUAUAUUUGGCUUUGUACAAUUAAAACCAUUUAUUUAAAGCUUUUUUUGACGAUUGAA
This is a messenger RNA of Macrosteles quadrilineatus (aster leafhopper), 921 nucleotides long. Its product is annotated as formin-J-like. The transcript has 4 exons. The record is from RefSeq and is a predicted model, not a curated record. Bases 42 to 521 code for a protein of 159 amino acids. NCBI's taxonomy places the organism in Eukaryota, Metazoa, Arthropoda, Insecta, Hemiptera, Cicadellidae.